GUUUGAAAUGACAUCCAACAGCUCCACUCUUUUUCUCAAAAUCAAACAAGUGGAUUUAUCCGACUCUGGACUGUAUUUCUGUGGAUAUCGUUUAACCAGAGGUCUGGUUAUUGUCCAUGCAACAUAUUUACAGGUUGAAGAAUCUGGACUCUGAUGAGCUGAAGGGCGGAGCACUGAGUUUGUAUUCAACAACAAUCAGAAACAGGAGGCCUGAAUCAGAGAGAGAAGUGGGGACUCUUGUUGUUUAUGCUGCCAGCAGAUAAACUCAGGAAGCGUCUGGAGCUGCAGCUCAGAGCAAAGACCUGCUGUCCUCCAGCUGUCCACCAGAUGCUCUUGGACUUUUUCUCACUCCCACUUCCAACCACUCCUUCCUCCCCUGCAGUCAGCAGUCAGCGUCGCUCACUUAACACUUUGGACUCACGCCAUCUCUUUAGCGCCGCACUAAUAGCUGCUGGGGGUCAGAGAUCCACUCCACUGAUGUCGCUGUUUCUCAAACCUGUUCAGAGGACCUCUGAGACGAUGCGCCUGUAUGUGAUCCUCUGUGGAGUAUUUCAUGUGUCAGCAGUGAUCCAGUCGGCAGCAGUCAAACAGGACGCUGGGGUUGUAUCAGUCAGUGUCGGGGACAAUGUGACUUUACGUUGCUUCUACGACAGCCAAGUGGCGAUGCACUUCUCCUGGUACCGACAAACCUUAGGCGGCGGACCUGAGCUUCUGUCUAAUAUUUACAAGCAUGAUAAACCAUCCAAGGUCUUCCACUGGAUGCAGAAGAACCCCCGUUUCUCUGUGCAAAGGAAGGAGGGCGUGAAUCAUUUACACAUCUCUGACGUCCACUUCUCAGAUUCGGCGACAUACUUCUGUGGAAGCUCCCACUCCAACACGCUGGAAUUUGGCGAGGGGGUCUUUCUGAAUGUCAAAGGAGCCAAACUCAAAGAAAUAGUGCAGGGGCCAGUAUCCAAGACCAUCCAGCCAGGGGGCUCUGUGACCCUCGACUGCACAGUGCACACCGGGACCUGUGAUGGGGAACACAGUGUUUACUGGUUCAGACAUGAGUCUCGCCAAGGAAUCCUUCACGUGCAAGGGGAUCGGCGGAAACACGUCUCUGCGUCGGGGUCUCGCUCACAGAGCUGCGUCUACCAUUUGCAGAAGAUGAACCUGAGCUCCUCUGAUUCUGGCACCUAUUACUGCGCCGUGGCCUCCUGCGGGGAGAUACUUUUCGGGAAUGGAAGCAAAGUGCUUGUCAAAGGUGAUGCUGACGACCCUGUGGCACAGAUGAGAAUCUUAUUCUGGCUGUCCGUCAGUAGAACCGGGAUUCUGCUGUUCUUUGUUAUAAUUUGUCUCUUAGUUUAUAUCAGUAAGAGAAGGUGAUGUCCUCAAUGCAGUUUAAGAGUUUGGCUCAAAGAGUUCACAUAGCUCAGAAUCUCCGCUGCACUGCUAAAAGGUAUCGCCAAUUACAGAUAAUUAACACCAAUGUCAGAUACUCUUUUUCUUUUUGGCUGUAUUGCACUUUUCUUCAUAAAAGCCACUUUAAAAAGCUUUUGUUUGUCUCCUCAUCCAUUGUUUUGCAGGGGAUAAUUAAUCAGGUGGAGAUAUAAAGAAAACAUACAAUACAUUUCUGAACAACAGCAAGAAAAUAUUUAAAAAAACCAAAGUGGUAAAGCAGUGAGAAUACAUUGAAUCUAUCUCUUCUAAUCAACCACGGCAGCACCACAUGACGUUUAGGAUUUUUGCUUACAGGCUCUGUUCAGUUAAACGGAGAAACCAUGUGGACCAUCGAUGAACUUCUGCUUCUAAACAUGCAGUUUGAUGACAAAAAUAGGUUCCUGUGACCCACUGCAAGCCUUAGGGGUGGAGUUACACAGGUUCCUCGCAACAAAAUGAAGACAUCCUGCAGAGAAAUGUCUCACCUUUCACUGGUGAACACAAGAUUGCUAUGAAAAGCAAUGAUGAGAGUGAGAGCUGGCGCUGUUUUCUGUGAUGAAGCUGAAAUGUCAGUGAGACAUAUGCGUAAUGAAAUAAGAACAACCCUGAGCCCCAGCUUUUUCAGGGUCCUCAACACAUACGUUUGUACAGUGAAUGAACAUUAUGACACACAGCAACUCUUCAUGAAUGAAGCAGUGAUUUAGUUCCUGAUAAUGUGCCAAGAAUCUACCUCUGAGUGUAUCAGGAAUGAUUCAUGAGGACAGAUGGUGCUUCAUAUGCAGAUGAGUGGGCAGAUCACAGAUAAUCAUCAACCAAUCAUUCAAUACUGAUUCCUUCCCAUAGUAACAGCAGCAUUUAACACUGACUUGUUUAUUUACUUAAAAGUCUGUUUUUAUGUGAUUUGUAUUUCUCAUUGUCUCCUUGGAAUCCUUUUUAGUGUUUUAGUGUUUUAUAGAAGCUUUAGAUAUAAUGUUGUGGCCUGGGUUUUGUGUUUAGUUUGUUUUGGCUUUUCUGUUUCUCGCUGGGUGUGUGUGUGGCAGGAGGCGUGGCUGGUUGUGGCACUCACUCUCUCUCUGAGACCUCGGCAGACGAGGCACACCUGACCUCAAUUCCCACCAAUCAGCCUCUCCGUAUAAACCCGGUCAUGACUCCUGUCAUAAUUCCGUCCUGUUCGGUAGAGUCAAACGGUCUCAUGUUGAAUCCUGCGAACCUGAUGAGUUUUUUGUGUGUUUUUCCUCCUGAGAAAUCACCAGUGUCUUCUUGGGUUUUCCGGUGUGUGCCUUGCUGCCGUUGCUCCAGUGUUUUUCCCCUGUGUUCAGCUGUUCCAGCCCCCAACCCAGCCGGCCUUCUGCCGCCACCACCUGUGCCCUUUUUGCCAACCUAUUUUAAUUAAAAACCGUGGAACUCUGUUCUGGUGUUAGCCUCUGCCUCAGUGCAUCCAGAACAAAUUCAUUUGCACAUGUUCA
Chelmon rostratus (copperband butterflyfish) is the source of this 2885-nucleotide messenger RNA. RefSeq lists its product as uncharacterized. The record is from RefSeq and is a predicted model, not a curated record. NCBI's taxonomy places the organism in Eukaryota, Metazoa, Chordata, Actinopteri, Chaetodontiformes, Chaetodontidae. The coding region runs from base 247 to 1365 and encodes 372 amino acids. The transcript has 6 exons. Gene Ontology annotation, biological process: response to bacterium.